This is a messenger RNA of Nicrophorus vespilloides, 1129 nucleotides long. RefSeq lists its product as uncharacterized. The transcript has 2 exons. NCBI's taxonomy places the organism in Eukaryota, Metazoa, Arthropoda, Insecta, Coleoptera, Silphidae. Gene Ontology annotation, molecular function: carbohydrate binding. The record is from RefSeq and is a predicted model, not a curated record. The coding region runs from base 48 to 932 and encodes 294 amino acids.
AUAUACAAGAUCAGUUAGUGUCGACAUAGACAUAGCAUUGCGAAGAAAUGUUCCUUGGAAUAUUAUUAGCCGGUCUCCUGGCCAUCUCCUGCGCGGCAGAGUAUUCUGUCCCUGAGCCAAAGUUCCAUUUGCUUAAGCCCAGAGGAUUUAGAGUUUCGAUACCCGACGAAGCAGGAAUCAAAUUAUUCGCGUUCCAUGGAAAUCUGAACAAGGAAUUGGAGCAGAUGGGAAACGGACAGUUCUCCCAGGAUAUAACGACGAAACGGAACGGGAAAUGGAUCUACGAAAACAAGAAGAUGAAGCUGAGGAACGGAGACGCGAUUUACUACUGGAUAUUCGUGAUCAAGAAUGGGGAAGGAUUCACCUACGAAAACGGAACUCACAUUUGCAAAACAAUUUUCGAUACUGGGAAAGGAUCAGGAAGCUUGAAGAAGAUGCAUGCUCACUAUCAUCACAAAGAAAAAAGAAGUCCAUCGUGGCAAAGGUUUGAUGAUGGUCCACAUUUUUACCAUAAUCCUUACUCCGCUUUUCCUAUCUUCCCUGGACAUAGAAAUGGACAUUUUAAUGAUUUUCAUGACCAUGGCAGGUUUAAUCACCAUGGCAGGUUUCCACACCGUUUUCACAAUAAUGGCCACCAUAAUCACCAACGCUAUCAUCAUAAUCAUGAUAACGAAGAUUGCAGCAAUAGUGAAGAUUCGGAUUAUUCCGAUUACGAUAAUAGCCCCGAAAAUGAUCAAACAACGGCGAGAGUGCCAACAACAAAUCAAAGAAUUAUAAAACCAUCAUCAACGACAACAACAACAACCACACCAAUUCCAACGACAACUCAAAUGGCAACAACAAAAAGUACUACCCAAAUUCCAACGACACCUGUAACAACAACUACAACAACAUCAUUUCCUAGGAUUGAUAUUAGAUUCGGUGAGAAGUAGAUUGGCAUCAUAAGUUUAAAUGACGAAACAUUACACGAUCUCUUACAUAAAAGUGAAACAUACAUUUAAUGAAACUCAUGUUAGAAGCAGAUGUUAGUUUUUAUACAUUUUGUAGAUAAGUAUUUUAGUUAGUUAGAAUGGUAUGUAAUUUAAAAGGCCUACUUUAAGAAUUAAUAAAAUAAAUUAUUACGACAAAA